AUGCCUUCUACCGUUCACGGCUUCGUCAGGGAAAUCGACUACGACGCCUUGUGCUGCGUCUCAGUUGCAACUGCGAGAAUGGGACGGCGAAGCGUCGCCCUGACUCUCCUGGCUGUCCUGUUGACGUCGUUGCUGCUUCAGCUCUUCUCUCAGCAGGAGGGGUCCCUCGCGAGCAGCAGUGCACGCCAGCCCGUCUUCGCUGACGGAGCAAAGCAGAGCCGAGCGCACCAGCAGGUCCUCCUCUGGACGCAGAUCCGCUCCGGGUCCUCCUUCACCGGCCGCCUACUGACGCUGGGAACUAAGACCUUCUAUUCGGAGGAGCCUAUUCGCGUCUACAACCACACCUUAGGGAGGGAUACUGGUGCGGCCGUUGCCUUUCUCAAAGACAUCUUGCUCUGCCGUUUCUCUCGGCACUUGAAUUAUUUCAAGGAAUACAUAUCUUGGCAUUAUCAAGACCUGAAAGUAAAAUAUCUCUGCCAAUUCGAGUCGAGGCUAUGUUCCUCUCCCUUCACUUAUGAGGCCUUCUGCCGCGCCGCCCCCGUGGUGGUAGUGCGGGUCGUGGCUCUGGCCCUGACGGCGUUCAUUCCGCUGCUGGAGGAGGGCGAAUUGGAGCCCAGGGUGGUCCACUUGGUCCGCGAUCCCCGGGCCACGCUCACUUCCAGGAGAAGUCUUCCUCCCGGUGCCCAUGUCUACGAAGAGGAAUCGAACGUGACCGCCGUGUGUGAAAGGUACCGGGAGGACCUGGUCGCGGCCGCCACGCUCCGUCAGCGCUUUCCGGAAAGUUUUGUGCAGGCGGGCAUGUCCCUGUGCGAGGUUCAGAGUGGGCGGGCAUGUCCCUGUGCGAGGUUGAGGGCGGGCGGGCAUGUCCCUGUGCGAGGUUCAGAGCGGGCGGGCAUGUCCCUGUGCGAGGUUGAGGGCGGGCGGGCAUGUCCCAGUGCGAGGUACAUCCUAGUGCGUUACGAGGACCUGGCACUCUUUCCGGAGAGAGAAGCCCGUCGCCUGUACGAGUUCAUGGGUCUCCCCUUCACACCUCUUGUCUCUCAGUUCAUCUUCGACCACACGAGCGGCCUUCAGGAGCGGGAGAAGAUGGACCAGCCUUUCACCCUUUUUAGGAACUCCGCGGAGGUCGCGGAUCGGUGGCGCGACACAAUGAGCUACGAGGACGCGCUAGCUAUCCAGGAGCAGUGUGAGGACGUCCUGCAGAGCUAUGGCUACGAGGUCUUCCGUAGUCGCAGGGAGUACUCGCGCCGGGGAGGAGCUCUCGGGGCACCGUCUUAG
Penaeus indicus is the source of this 1278-nucleotide messenger RNA. Its product is annotated as carbohydrate sulfotransferase 5-like. Gene Ontology annotation, biological process: sulfur compound metabolic process; N-acetylglucosamine metabolic process. The record is from RefSeq and is a predicted model, not a curated record. Gene Ontology annotation, molecular function: N-acetylglucosamine 6-O-sulfotransferase activity. The transcript has 4 exons. Bases 1 to 1278 code for a protein of 425 amino acids. Lineage: Eukaryota; Metazoa; Arthropoda; Malacostraca; Decapoda; Penaeidae.